AUGAGACGGGAACAUGGUGGUGUUCCUGCACAUAUUGGGGGUGUGACUGAGUUUGGAGAUAAUAUUGAAGAUGAAUGGUUUAUUGUGUACCUCCUACAGCAGAUAACAAAAGAGUUUCCAGAGUUAGUAGCAAGGGUUGAUGACAAUGAUGGUGAGUUCCUAUUGAUAGAAGCAGCUGAUUUCCUUCCAAAAUGGUUGAACCCUGAAAAUAGUGCCAAUAGGGUGUUCUUUCACCGAGGAGAAUUGUGCAUCGUCCCACAAUCAAAGACUUGUGGAGAGGAGCCUGCCUCCAGUCCAACAAUUCCCCAGGUCUUAGCGCUGUUAUCUGCACAUUCAGAGGAGUUCCGGGCUGCAAAACCUAUUAGAACAGCAGUCUGUAAACGCAUAAGUGGAUAUCCUGACAAAAUCAAGGCCUCCCUGCACCAAGCCCACUGUUUCCUUCCAGCAGGCAUUGUGGGAGUGUUGAAGGAGUGCCCUUCUCUGGUUGCUGCUGCAGUCGAGGCCUUCUACUUGCGAGAUCCCAUUGACUUAAGAGCAUGCCAUCCUUUCAAAAUUUUCCCUCCAGACACGCGUGUGAUGAGUUGCACUUACCAGCCAAAUGCUGCUUUCCACGCUACUGGGCCACAUAUCAGCAAUCGGGUCACAUUCACCAAGUGUUUAUAUGCACAGUUAAUGCAGCAGAAAUUUGUUCCAGACCGACGCAGUGGGUAUAUACUUCCAUCCCCUUCACAUCAUCAAUACAAAGCACAUGAGUUAGGCAUGAAGUUGGCGCAUGGGUUUGAAAUCUUAUGCUCCAAGUGCAGUAAAGUUUCUCCUGAUUCUAAAAGGCCUGUAUCAAACAACCCAUUAUGGGAUGGCUUCCUCAACAGCCUGAAGAAGAAUAAUUAUUUCAAGGGUGAACUAGAAGGAUCUGAAAAGUAUUUGGAAUGGCUGCGUAUGGCAGAGAAUUAUUUUCAGCAAUCUGCUAUCAAGCCAGAAAGCUCUGUUGCCAUGAGCCCAGGUGAAGAAAUCUUGACUUUGCUACAGAAAACAUCCUACAAUUUAAAGGAACUUGAAGAAGCAGCAGCUAGUCUUCCUUCAGAGGAUGAUGAUAGUUGGUUGGAGAUUUCUGAAGAUGCUUUGGAUCAGAUCCUGAAUGAGGCCUCAGCUAAACGUGAAUCCAUUCCUCCCUCGCAUGAGGAAGAGCAGAAUUACGAUUUGGGAACAGUUGCUGAAAGCAUGAAGGCUUUUGUAUCCAAAGUCUCAGCACAUGAUGGAGCAGAGAUUCCAUGGUCAACUGAUGAAGCCCAUGUAACCUUUGAUGUUGAGUCUUUUACAAAUGCUUUAGAUAGAAUUUUAGGGGCAGAUUCAGAAGAGCUGGAUUCAGAUGAUCUAGAUGAGGAGGAAGAGUUUAAGUUCUUGGACAGUGAUGAAGACCUGAAUACUGAAGCCCAUGGUGAAGAGCAGAAGGCAUUACCAAAUGAAAUUAUGGGCAGUCUGAGAUCAUACAUGAACGAAAUGGACCAUGAGCUGGCCCACACUAAUGUUGGCAAAAGCUUCACCACCCAAAAGAAAAUGGUUAGUUCUGCUAAAGCAGUUGUGUCCCAGGGUUCUUAUAGUAACUUGGAAGAUGAUUCUGGUGCAGAAGAUGGUGAUACAACCCCUGUGGAUGUAGAUAUGAACCUAGUGACUAACUUACUGGAAUCCUACAGUGCUCAAGCUGGACUGUCAGGACCUGCCUCUAACAUUCUACAAAGCAUGGGUGUACACUUACCAGACAACAUGGAUCAGAUACGCACUAGCAGUGGAACAGGAGAAUAACAGAUGAUCACAGUUCAGAGGACAUUGCUGAGUGGAAACAAAAACAUAAGGACAGCAGCAGUUUGGAAGAAAAGACAAAUGGUAUGAAUAUUAAACACUUGGCUACACAGUUUGCUCAUGGCUUUUAAAGGACAAAAUGUGAUUACUUGGUAAAAUCUGUCUGGCCUCUUAAGACCAAAAUUGCUGUGUGCAUGAAGUAGGACCUUUUUUAUUUUUUAUUUUUUUUCACUUGUUCACUGUGGGUUUGGUUUUUGAUUUGAAUAAAGAUCUCCUUUCUUGUGUUACAA
Alligator sinensis (Chinese alligator) is the source of this 2087-nucleotide messenger RNA. RefSeq names its product ecdysoneless cell cycle regulator (gene ECD). Gene Ontology annotation, cellular component: nucleus. NCBI's taxonomy places the organism in Eukaryota, Metazoa, Chordata, Crocodylia, Alligatoridae. The record is from RefSeq and is a predicted model, not a curated record. Bases 1 to 1800 code for a protein of 599 amino acids. The transcript is spliced from 14 exons.